Molecule: messenger RNA, 759 nt
Organism: Eruca vesicaria subsp. sativa (arugula)
Lineage: Eukaryota; Viridiplantae; Streptophyta; Magnoliopsida; Brassicales; Brassicaceae
Source: the annotation of a GenBank genome assembly
AUGGGUAAUACGCAAAAGAGCAACACCACCGUAAAGAAAAUUUCCAACGCUGCAGCUUCAGCCUUAAUGGCGGCGGAAGAAAAUCACUUGAUGGUGGAGGAGGGAAAACAUCUUAGCGAAAACAAUGUUACUUCAGCAAUCUGCUUGGCAGAACAAUAUCCGUGGUCCGCUAUCUACAAACAGGACACUAAUUUUGUUCAUGGGAGAUUUCCAUACGCAACACUCAAGCCUGACCCAGUUUUGAGGAACAUUAUUCUCAGUUUGCCUAUUCGCAAAGUUGUUUUCACUAAUGCAGACAAGGCUCAUGCAGCCAAGAUCAUUGCUAGGCUAGGCCUAGAGGACAGCUUUGAAAGAAUCAUAUCGUUCGAGACUCUGAACCCAAACACCCAAACUGAAUCCCCUGUUGCUACUGACAUAAGCAGUUACAUCGCAAAUCCUAACCCAAGCGUUGAACUCCCAAAGACUCCGGUUAUAUGCAAACCAUCUGAAGGAGCAUUCGAACAGGUUUUCAAGAUGACCAACAUCAAUCCUCACAAGACAUUGUUCUUCGAUGACAGUAUCAGUAACAUUCAAACCGGGAAGCGUGUGGGUCUCCACACCGUAUUGGUUGGGACCUCACACAAAGCUGAAGGAGUUGAUAUUGCACUGGAGCAUAUUCACAACAUACGUGAAGCACUUCCUGAACUAUGGGAUGCUGUUGACGACAAAGCCAAGGAGAUUAGAGCCAGGCAAAAAUUUGCCAUUGAAGCUAUAGCUUAA